This is a messenger RNA of Pundamilia nyererei, 518 nucleotides long. It is a transcript of the gene tmed6, whose product is annotated as transmembrane p24 trafficking protein 6. The record is from RefSeq and is a predicted model, not a curated record. NCBI's taxonomy places the organism in Eukaryota, Metazoa, Chordata, Actinopteri, Cichliformes, Cichlidae. The annotation marks the transcript as partial. The transcript has 2 exons.
GUUUCUAUCAGAUGUGCUUCAGCAACUUCCACAACCGUUUCGGCUCGAUGCAGAUUUCCCUCAGCUUUGGUGUUUACUAUGACACCUACCAAGAUCCCUCAAAGAGCGAGGAGGAGGAGAAGAAGAAGAAGGAGGAGAUCAGCAAAGAGCUGAACAACACACUGAGCGUCAUCGAGACUACGACCCACAAAGUGGAGACCUACGUCUUUCACAUGUUCCGGCACUACGGCUUCAGUCGGAUGAGAAAGAGCGUAGACUACUUCCUGCUGCAGUCCAACUCAAAGUACAUCACCUGGUGGUCGAUGGCCCUCAGCCUCCUCAUCGUCACCUCUGGGUACCUGCAGCUACUCUUCCUCAAAAGCCUCUUUGUCAACAAUACCGGCACAGAGGGCGAGAAGCCUCGAUGCUGAUAGACUAAAAAUAAAAAUGUCUGGAUGUUUUGUGGAGGAAAGGCAGACACGAACAAAUGGAAAAGCAGUGAUGGUUCUUUCUCUUUGAAUGAAUAAAUAUUAGAAAUA